GUCGUUUGCACAAUGGAUAAACUGCACUAGAAUUAACGGGCAAGGGUUUAGGGUUAAACCCUGAAGCCCAUCAUCCUCUCCCAGCAAAUCAUCUUCAGCAAGGCAGUUAAUCCAAACACAAAGAAAUGCUUCUCUACCGUACCUCUUCAAUCCUGCAUUUUUAUCGAUUAUCAUCACCUUCUAAACUCCUAUCUAAGUUUAAAACCUCCAGUUCAUUUUUCUCCAGUUCCGUACCAUCCUCUUCUUAUCCACUUGGCGUCCACUUUAUUUUUCUCAACAAAUCAGGCGGCAGACAUUUUAAGGGAUUCUCUACCGUUGCCACCGCUGUAGCGGACAAAAAGGGAUCAAGCAGCACUUUUUUCGCCGACGACGCUGUUUCCUGGAAGUCUCUAGGUUUAUCAGACCGCCUCUCGCGUGCUGUUGAAAAUUCUGGGUUCGGUAGACCAUCUAUUGUUCAGGCUGCUUCCAUAGCUCCUAUUCUAUCAGGAAAAGAUGUGGUGAUUGCUGCAGAGACUGGUAGUGGUAAAACACAUAGCUACUUGGUUCCUCUAAUCGAUAAACUAUGUGCCGUACUGGAUGGUUCCAAGAAUACCAAUUCUGAUGAAGGAUUGGCUCCUUCCCAUGGACUUUCUCUUGUUCUUUGCCCAAAUGUGUUGCUAUGCGAACAAGUUGUUCAAAUGGCUAAUGGUCUUUCCGGAGAUGAUGGUGAACCACUUCUAAAAGUUGCAGCUAUCUGUGGGCGACAGGGAUGGCCAGUUGAUAAACCAGAUAUUAUUGUUUCAACACCUGCUGCUCUCUUGAAUAAUAUAGACCCAAAAAGACAUCGUCGCUUGGAUUUUAUCCGUGGCAUGAAAUAUGUGGUAUUUGAUGAAGCUGAUAUGCUUUUGAAUGGAAGCUUCCAGAAUCAAGUUAUCCGUCUCAUAAACAUGCUACGUUUUGAUGAAAAGCAAUUAUCUCACAUGAAUAAAUCUGGGGCAGAGAAGCUAAUGGGAAUAAGUAAUGAUUCUUUGUCAAACUCUGGCUUGGAAGAUGAACACUAUAUCCAAAACACUGAUAUUGUAGAGAGGGAGGAAAAUUCUGAGAGUGAUGUUGAUGUUGAAGACUUAACUGAGGAAACUAAAUCUGGGUCUAUUCAGAAUAAAGACUGGAGGAGAGUAAGAAAAAGUUAUGAGCGCAGUAAGCAGUAUAUUUUUGUUGCAGCAACCCUUCCAGUUAAUGGAAAGAAAACUGCUGGAGCAGUGUUGAAACAGAUGUUCCCAGAUGCCAUUUGGGUCAGUGGAAACUACCUCCAUUGUCACAACCCCAGAUUGAAGGAAAAGUGGGUUGAAGUUACUGUGGAUACACAGGUGGAUGCACUCAUAAAUGCUGUGAAAGAACGCUUUGUUUGUGGCACUGACAUAAGUCGAACUAUGGUGUUUGCAAAUACUGUCGAGGCUGUUGAAGCGGUGGCUAAGAUACUAGAAACAGCUGAGAUUGAAUGUUAUCGUUACCAUAAGGACCACUCUUUAGAGGAACGCACCAAGAACCUAGUCAAUUUUCGGGAGAAAGGUGGAGUAUUUGUUUGCACUGAUGCUGCUGCACGUGGUAUUGACAUUCCAAAUGUUUCACAUGUUAUUCAGGCAGAUUUUGCUACUUCUGCAGUAGACUUUUUACAUAGGGUUGGUCGCACAGCUCGAGCUGGUCAAUAUGGGCUUGUCACUAGCCUUUACACUGAAUCAAACCGGGAUCUUGUUGAUGCAAUUCGUCUAGCAGGAAAACUGGGUCAGCCCGUGGAUACGGCAUUCAGCAGAAAAAGAAGCUUCCGGAAUAAGCUUAAGAAGAGAGCAGGUUCCAGCAAAGUUAGAGGCACAUCAACUGUUGAAAUGGUGACAGUUUAAGGAACUUGAUGUGUAAAGGUGUAUACAUCUCAUGGGCUAUCAAGUUUUUCUAUCUUUCAAGUUUUUUUUUUCCCUUUGUAGUAAAAUACAUGUCAAUGAAAUUGUUCUUGUUCCAUUAAGUUGAUACAUAAUGUACACAAGCUAGAAAGUAAAAGUGCCCAGAGCUCGUUAACAUUUUCCUUCUUUUA
Messenger RNA from Mangifera indica (mango), 2065 nucleotides. RefSeq names its product DEAD-box ATP-dependent RNA helicase 22. Bases 126 to 1877 code for a protein of 583 amino acids. NCBI's taxonomy places the organism in Eukaryota, Viridiplantae, Streptophyta, Magnoliopsida, Sapindales, Anacardiaceae. The transcript is spliced from 8 exons. The record is from RefSeq and is a predicted model, not a curated record. Gene Ontology annotation, molecular function: ATP binding; RNA helicase activity; RNA binding. Gene Ontology annotation, cellular component: chloroplast.